UUUCCUACAAUGGGAACUUUGACUGGCCUCAACAUAUCAAAUGAGGAUAUACCUUAUGGAGGAAAAAGUUCUUUUUCCCAACUGGAGCACAACAUUGUGGCUGGAUAUCUUAUUACUGCUGGGAUCAUCAGUCUGUUAAGCAACAUUGUUGUUCUUUUAAUGUUUGUGAAGUUUAAGGAACUCCGCACUGCUACCAACUUUAUUAUCAUUAACUUGGCUUUUACUGAUAUCGGAGUGGCUGGCAUUGGUUACCCUAUGUCAGCAGCCUCUGACAUCCAUGGAAGCUGGAAAUUUGGCUACAAUGGCUGCCAGAUUUAUGCAGCUCUCAACAUCUUCUUUGGCAUGGCUAGCAUUGGCCUGUUAACUGUGGUGGCCAUUGACCGAUACCUCACAAUUUGCAGGCCUGAUUUAGGGCAGAAAAUGACAGUACGUUCAUACAAUCUCCUUAUUCUGGCAGCAUGGCUUAAUGCUUUAUUUUGGUCUACUAUGCCUGUAGUGGGCUGGGCUGGCUAUGCUCCAGACCCAACUGGAGCUACAUGCACCAUUAACUGGCGGCAGAAUGAUGCAUCCUUCAUUUCUUACACAAUGACGGUGAUUUGUGUUAACUUUGUCGUCCCUCUGUCCGUCAUGUUUUACUGCUACUACAAUGUGUCUGCCACAGUGAACAGAUACAAGGCAAACAACUGCCUAGAUAACAUUAAUAUUGACUGGUCGGAUCAGAUGGACGUAACAAAGAUGUCCAUUGUGAUGAUCGUAAUGUUCCUCGUGGCCUGGUCUCCAUACUCCAUGGUGUGUCUGUGGGCAUCUUUCGGUGACCCCAGCACAAUCCCUGCGCCCAUGGCCAUCAUCGCCCCUCUUUUUGCCAAGUCGUCCACCUUUUACAACCCCUGCAUAUAUGUUAUUGCUAACAAAAAAUUCCGAAGAGCUAUCAUUGGCAUGAUCCGGUGUCAAAGCAGACAGCGUGUCACCAUUAAUACUCAGGUUCCAAUGACAACAUCUCAACAGCCUCUGGCUCAGUGA
Molecule: messenger RNA, 1020 nt
Organism: Nerophis lumbriciformis (worm pipefish)
Lineage: Eukaryota; Metazoa; Chordata; Actinopteri; Syngnathiformes; Syngnathidae
Source: RefSeq, a predicted model, not a curated record